AUGAAGAAUGUAAAACGUUUGUGUCAUACAAAGAGAUUGCUAACAGUCAAUGGCAAGUAUCCAGGACCUACUAUUUUCGUUCAUGAAGGUGACAAGGUGGAGGUCAAAGUCACUAAUCGGAGUCCCUGGAACACUACUAUCCACUGGCAUGGAGUACGGCAGCUAAGGAGUGGUUGGGCAGAUGGACCAGCAUACAUAACUCAAUGCCCCAUAGUUCCAGGAGGAACUUACACUUACAAAUUCAGCAUUAUUAACCAAAGGGGAACCUUAUGGUGGCAUGCUCAUCUCGCCUGGCAACGCGCCACAGUCUACGGUGCUUUUAUCAUCUACCCUCGAAUGCCUUAUCCAUUUUCAGCCCCCGUUGAGGCUGAAAUCCCUAUAGUCUUUGGUGAGUGGUGGAAUGGAGAAAUUGAAGAUAUAGAAAGUGACAUGAAAUUAUAUGGAAGUGGUCCUGAUUCUUCUGAUGCUUAUACAAUCAAUGGCUUGCCAGGACCCUUAUAUCCUUGUUCUGAAAAGGAUACAUUCAUUCAGACAAUUGAGCGAGGCAAAACCUACCUACUUAGGAUCAUCAAUGCAGCACUAAAUGAUGAACUCUUUUUCGCCGUGGCAAACCAUACGUUAAAAGUAGUCGAAAUUGAUGCUGCUUACACAAAACCCUUUACCAUAAAAGCCAUAAUGGUGGCCCCUGGACAGACCACCAAUGUCUUAAUCACUUCAAAUCAAGUUCCUGAUUCGACUGGAAUGUUUGUCAUGGCGGCCAGGCCUUAUCUUUCUUCAGUUUUCCCAUUUGACAAUUCCACCACAAUUGGUUUCCUUAAAUACAAAAUCCCAGAUGAAAAAAUAACCAAUGCCCCUGUUAAAUCUUUUACUUUGCCUUCCAAUUUACCCCAAAUGGAAGAUACCCCAUUUGCCACCGAAUUCGCCAAGAAACUUCGAAACUUAGGAUCACCUGAGUACCCUUGCAACGUGCCUAAAAAAUUAGACAAGCGAGUAAUUACAACAAUUAGCCUUAAUCUUCAAGAUUGUCCUGUUAAUCAAACAUGCAAAGGGUUUAAAAACAAAAAAUUCUAUGCAUCAAUGAAUAAUCAGUCAUUUGUUCGGCCUUCGAUUUCAAUUUUGGAAUGUCAUUACCGAAACUUAUCCACCACUAUGUUCUCCAGUUUCCCUGAACGGCCUCCUCAUCCUUUUAAUUAUACAGGGGUGGAUCCAUUAUCCGAGAAUCUGAAUACUGAAUUUGGUACUAGGGUCUUAGUCGUGCCAUAUGGCACGAGACUAGAGAUUGUGCUACAAGACACGAGUUUUUUAAAUCCAGAAAAUCAUCCAAUACAUGUACACGGUCACAACUUUUUCAUUGUGGGGAGGGGAUUUGGAAAUUAUAAUGUUGAUCGCGAUACUAAGUAUUAUAAUCUCAUUGAUCCACCUGAGAGGAACACAGUGGCUGUUCCUAUGGGAGGGUGGGCUGCAAUUAGGUUAAUAGCAGAUAAUCCGGGAGUUUGGUUCAUACAUUGUCAUUUAGAGGAACAUACUUCAUGGGGUCUUGCUAUGGGAUUGAUUGUUCAAAGUGGUCAGCAUCCUUCUCAGUGCUUGCUUCCUCCACCUGAUGAUUUUCCCAGAUGUUGAGUAUAAAUCGCUACUUUAUUACUAGUUUUGUUUCUGCUAGAUUUUGGCUUUAUAUUAGUAUUAGCAUUUCCUUCUAUGUUUUCUUUCCCUACCCUUUGUAAAUUCAGGGUUCUUGAUAAUGAGAAAAGUUGUAUAUUUCAGUGCUUCACUUCCUCUGCUUUUCAAAGUUUUUGCUCUACUGAUCUUAACAAGGAAAAAGAGAGAAAAUUCUUUGGAUGGUCAUCCAAUUUAUGAAGACAACAUAUUAAAGCUAUU
Molecule: messenger RNA, 1875 nt
Organism: Lycium barbarum (goji berry)
Lineage: Eukaryota; Viridiplantae; Streptophyta; Magnoliopsida; Solanales; Solanaceae
Product: laccase-1
Exons: 4
Coding region: 1-1620 (539 amino acids)
Biological process (GO): lignin catabolic process
Cellular component (GO): apoplast
Molecular function (GO): hydroquinone:oxygen oxidoreductase activity; copper ion binding
Source: RefSeq, a predicted model, not a curated record